This is a messenger RNA of Rhodamnia argentea, 2394 nucleotides long. Its product is annotated as GDSL esterase/lipase At5g42170-like. The transcript is spliced from 5 exons. Gene Ontology annotation, molecular function: lipase activity. Gene Ontology annotation, cellular component: extracellular region. The record is from RefSeq and is a predicted model, not a curated record. NCBI's taxonomy places the organism in Eukaryota, Viridiplantae, Streptophyta, Magnoliopsida, Myrtales, Myrtaceae. Bases 251 to 1333 code for a protein of 360 amino acids. Gene Ontology annotation, biological process: lipid metabolic process.
AAACAGAAAACUUGUGAGUAUUGGCCGCUGUAUCUUUCCCACGAUUAACGUUUUAAUUGCUUUUAUGUUCCUUAAAUCUUUUUCCAGUUCUCGCAGAAUUAAGGUUGUCCUUCAAUAGCGUCUUCAGUUUGUCCCCCUGAGAACAUUUAACUUAUAAAGAAGGGCCAUGCAAAUGAAUCCAAUGGAGCAUGCUCAGUUCCUGUUUCAUUUAACUUAUUCCUAGCUACUUUGGCCUCAUCCCAUUGAAAAAAUGGUCCAAAUCUUGGUACAGUCUCUAAUUCCUCUCUCUGUCUUCCUCAUGAUGAAAAUCUGCACACCGCAAGCUGAGGUCGUGGUGCCAAAAAAUGCAACAAUCUCUGCCAUUUUCAUGUUCGGCGACUCCAUAGUGGACACAGGCAACAACAACCACCUCGUUACUCUGGUUAAGAGUAAUUUUCCUCCAUAUGGAAGGGAUUUCAUGGGAGGAAAACCAACCGGGAGGUUCAGCAACGGCAAGGUUCCCGCGGACCUCUUCGCGGAGAAACUGGGGAUCAAAGAGCUGUUGCCCGCAUUUCUGGACCCAAACCUGCAACUUCAAGACCUCAUUGGAGGUGUCAACUUCGCCUCGGCCGGUGCAGGAUUCGAUCCUCUUACGUCGGAACUCGUGCUCGCCAUACCGAUGUCGAAACAACUACAACUCUUUGAUGAGUACAAAACAAAGCUGAAGAGCUUUGUAGGAGAGGAGAGAGCGGAUUAUAUUGUCACCAACGGCCUGUAUAUUGUGAGUGCAGGGAGCGACGACAUUGUGAAUACGUAUUUCCAUACCCCAACCCGGAUAUUUGAGUACAGCGUUUCUUCUUACACGGAAUUUUUGGUGCGUUCGGCUUCAUCCUUCUUGCAGGAACUCCAUGCAAAGGGUGCUCGGAGGAUCAGCGUCUGCAGCUUGACUCCCCUCGGGUGCAUACCCUCACAGAGAACUCUGGCCGGUGGAAUCAAGAGAAGAUGUGCAGAGGGUUACAAUAAAAUGGUUCAACUGUUCAAUUCAGAGUUGUCAUCCGAGUUGCGUCGCCUCAAUGGAGCCUGCCCUCAUGCCAGGAUGGCCCUUCUCGAUGUCUACGGCCUUGUAUUCGACAUGGUGAAGAAUCCCAGAAAAUAUGGUUUUGAAAUCUCGGACCGAGGGUGCUGCGGUUCUGGUCUAAUAGAGACAGGGUUUUUGUGCAACCGGUGGAAUUUCUUGACAUGCUUGAAUGUCUCAGGAUAUGUGUUCUGGGACAGCUAUCAUCCCGCUGAAAAUGUCUACAAGAUCAUGGUCCAGAAGAAGCUGGGGAAGCUCCUGAUCGACCUAUACUCGUGACGACGACAAUGAUCUUUUACUAUUCUCUUCAUAUUGCGGACGAGGAUUAAUUCUUGUAUGUUGAGGAACAUAUAUAAGUAUACUCUUUGAUAUGACGGACACGGAAUGGUAGAUAGACAUCAUCUUCAUUUGUUGGUUAUGUUCGAAUACAAGUGAUCAUGUUUUAUAAAUGACUUCAUUGCUACCUUAUUUCACAUACCACUCAUCUAGCAUUUGACUCAAAACUCCAGAUCUAUAUAAUAAAGGUCUGCUAAAUAUUUUAAACAAGAAACAAGCAUACCGAAUUUGGUCAUGUAUGAACCUUCAAAGUAUCUAUGUAAUUAUGUCACGAAAUCCAUUCAUCAUAUCCAAAAAUCCAAGCUCAAUUCUAUUUAUCAUCCAAUUUGUGAUUGGAUGUCUUCUGGCUAUACUGGAAUUUGGGCACAGAGAUAUACUUCGCUUACGUCUUUGCACACCCAUUUGAUUGAUUCUCUAACGGUCUUACCAUUGAAUCGCCGCCUCCUUUCAAAGCAUCUAGUUUUAGUCUUUGGAAAUGAUACCAUCUUAAGCGGGUUUUUAUCAUCUUAUCUUACGGGCGCUCCAACUUUUCAAGGAUGUCCGUUUUCGAGCUACAUCAAUUCUCAAGCAAUCACAUCCGCCAAACAUCUUCAAAUCGCUUCUGCAUAUUCUAUACCUUGAAAUACAAACAUCCACCUCCCAGUGUGGCUGGUGUGAUGAUCUUUCCAGAGGGCAGUGCUACAUACUUCACAAGAUUUUGCACUUCAUCAUCCCUAUUUUACUGUCCAUUUCCAUGGAAGAUCUGAAAACCGCAGAUGUCGACUCCCUUUUCUAUCCAGGAUCCUCCUUUAUGAGGCUUGAAUUAGCUAUAUAGAAACAUCGUGCAGACCGAAAUUGGCUAGCUUAGUUGUUUUAUGCCGUCAUAUUCACCUUUGUUUUGGUUUUUUCUUGCAGGACUUGUGUUGGUCAUUUGUGUCAUCUUUGUAAUGUAUAAAUUACGAUUCGAUGUGAUACUACAGAUCAAAACAUGUCAAGCAUGUCGUCUUCGGGUCGAUCAUAGUCGC